AGUAAGUCAAGCGAGAAAUCCACGGCGUGUCUCGCGAUCACUAUUCAGCAAUGGCUUCAACAAAGCCAUACAUUGGUUGUAAAAUAGGUUUAAUUUCCAAAGCACAGAAUCGUUAUGAGGGUAUUUUGUAUACAAUUGAUAAAAUAAACUCAACAGUUGUGCUGGCAAAAGUUAAAUGUUUUGGAACGGAGGGGCGACCCACCGACAGACCAACACCGCCCAAGGAUGAUGUAUAUGAAUAUAUCACUUUCCGGGGAAGUGAUAUCAAAGAUAUUGCACUGUGUGAACCUCCAAGAUCAUACCAUGGCCUACCUCCUGAUCCUGCAAUAGUACAAUCAUCCAGUGCAGGUUCAUCAAGUAUCUACUCGACACUGGGGCCAUUUAGUCCAUUUAGGAUGCCGCCUGCUUACAAUCCGCUGGCUGCCAGCUCUGUGCUAGGCCAACAGUAUGCUGCAAGUCUUGGCCUUGGCCCUGUGAUCGCAGACAUGCAUGCUAGACGGGGGCCCAUGGUAGAAAAGGCUGUUCAAACUAUUCAAUUGGAAAGACCCAGGCAGAGGAGAGGUUUAUUUGUGCCUCAGGAGCAGCAGUGGGACAGGAGGAGGCCCCAAAGACCCAGGAGGGAUGAUGCCAUGACUCAAAGGGACACAGGGGCCAUGAUUAAGUCUGGCCCAGGUGUGCCUCAAUCUGCAGGAUUGCAGGAAACAAGGCAGCAGGACAUUGAAAAUAGGCCGGCACCCAGGCGAAGGCAAGGUGCCAGAAGACGCAGGACCCGCCGUAGAGGCCAGAUCAUGGCGGCUAAUGUUCCAUCUCCAGUUCUUAAGUUUGAGACCGACUUUGACUUUGAUUCUUCAAAUGCACAGUUUAUUAAGGAGGAGCUCGAGAGGGAGGUGCAGGAAAGAAUAAAUAUAAAGGAUGGAAUUUUUGAUCUUGAAGAGAAGUUGAAAGAAGGGAUGGACUUGACUGCAGAGAAUGAUCAUUUCGGGCCAAAAUGCUACUACAACAAAGCCAAGUCUUUCUUCGACAACAUCUCAUCAGACGCUGGAUUAAGAUUAACAUGGGCAGAGGAGCGGAAACGCAACCUGGAGACUUUUGGGGUACCUGGACGUUUUUUUAGGGGCCAAGGCUUCGGAGGCCGAAGGGCAAGAGGUGCUGCUCUACCGUCCAAGAGAACCUGGAGUGGACAGCUGUGAAUUGUGGAGUUUGACAUCAAGGCGAUCUAUAUUUUGAAUUUAAUUCCUCAUGGGAUUGCUGUUUAGACCACCAGAAACUUUUGGUUAUAUGGAUUUAUUUUAUUUUUCUCCCACUUUAAGUUUAUCCUGCACGUAAUCCCAGGACUAGUUUUUCAUUUUGAAUUUGGGUGAUCAUUUCAGUGUUUUUCUUUAAAAUGGGUCCUUUUAUUUGUUAGAGGGUUUGAAAAAAAAAAAAAAAAGUAAAUUGGCCUUUGCCAAGCUUGAUUUCUUUCAUUUGAAAAUGAUGCAAAAUGUAUGCAUAAAAUGAACUAAACAUUUCUUUGUCUGCAUCACUUUAUUUAUUCACAUAUUCGG
Messenger RNA from Menidia menidia (Atlantic silverside), 1544 nucleotides. The record is from the annotation of a GenBank genome assembly. Lineage: Eukaryota; Metazoa; Chordata; Actinopteri; Atheriniformes; Atherinopsidae.